This is a messenger RNA of Syzygium oleosum, 754 nucleotides long. RefSeq names its product monooxygenase 2-like. The transcript has 3 exons. NCBI's taxonomy places the organism in Eukaryota, Viridiplantae, Streptophyta, Magnoliopsida, Myrtales, Myrtaceae. The record is from RefSeq and is a predicted model, not a curated record. The coding region runs from base 1 to 675 and encodes 224 amino acids.
AUGGGCCGGAUGAACAGUGACGGCCCCCCCUCGGCUGAACCGAAAUUGGGCCCUCCCAACGAUAAGGAACUUUACUGGUUUUUCCUGGGGAAGUGUCCUCCUAAAGGUAUGGAGAACGGAGUGGAUCCAGAAAUGAUACAGAAGGAAGUGAGCGAAAAUUUGGCAAAGGACUUCCCACCCGGGUACCUGGACAUCGUCAAGCGCUCCGAUCUCUCGAGUUUGACAUGGGCCCCGCUGAUGUUCUGCUAUCCUUGGGACGUCCUGUUCGGAAACCUAGCCCGAUCAAACGUCACGGUGGCCGGAGACGCUAUGCACCCGAUGACCCCCGACUUGGGGCAGGGCGGAUGUUCGGCGCUUGAGGAUGCGGUAGUAUUGGACCGGCACCUCGGGGACUUGAUUUCCAAGCACGGCGAGCUCGUGACCCAAGAUAUUGGAUUUGCUAUAGAGAGGUACGCAAAGGAAAGGAGACUGAGGGCCGCCAUAUUGAUAACAGCGUCGUACUUCUCAGGUUAUUUGCAGCAAGAUGGAUCUAGUGGAUUAAUGAAGUUCCUGAGAGAUGUUGUGUUCUAUAGGCUUGUCUUGGCUAUAAUAGUAAAUAGCAUUACACAAUAUGAUUGUGGGAAGCUUCCUAGUGUCUCCUCUUUGCCUUCAUGUGUACCUGAAAGCUCCACCUAAUUAGCGAGUUGCAAAUGGUUAAUGGUCUUCUAUUUUAUUUUAUAUGGACGCGUUAGCAAUAUUAGGAUGUUUAUCUAUA